GGCGCACCUGCCUCCUGCGCCCUGGGCGCAUCGCAGGGUGCCCGCGCUCGCCUCUCCAAGCCCCCCCGUCUCCACCCAGGCGCCCGGGGAGGGGGGGGGGCGAGCCCACUGUCUCCGAGCGGAGGCUUGUUGCAGUAUUAAAAUAAUAACGCGAGAGUUGCAAGUUGCUUCCCUCUUCCCCGACCGUAAAACUGUCAAAGGUAGCCGGGAAGGGGGGCGCGGGGGAUCGCGCACGAGCCAGCGGCGCCUCGCCCGCUCCAAGCGCGCGUGUGUGUGUGCGUGCGGGGGCCCUGGAGAGCUCGCCACAAGCACCGAGAGAUGGCAGAUCCAUAUUCCUUCAGAGGUGGAAGGAGAGCUGCAGGGUCCAGCAAAACCAGCGCAAGCAAAGAAGGCAACAGGACAGAGAUGAGGGUAAAUCCGACCCCUGAGCCCCCCAAGCUGGGAAAUGCAACCAGCGACAAAACAGAAGGCAAGAAGAAAGGGAGACCUAAGGCAGAAAACCAGGUGCUGAAAGACAUUCCUCUGCCCCUGAUGAACCAGUGGAAAGAUGAGUUCAAGGCCCAUUCCAGGGUGAAGUGCCCCAAUUCAGGCUGCUGGCUGGAGUUCCCCAGUAUUUACGGCCUGAAGUACCAUUAUCAGCGCUGCCAAGGGGGGGCGAUCUCGGAGAAGCUGACUUACCCUUGCUCUUACUGCGAAGCUGCCUUCACAUCCAAAACCCAGCUGGAAAAGCACAGGCUCUGGAACCACUUGGAUAGGCCGGUACCAGCUAGCAAAGCAGAAAACAAAGUGCAGAAAGCCGUUGGCAAGGCCAGUGGCAAGAAAAGAGCUGCUGAGAGUUCAGAUUCCCCCACCAUCCAUCCCAAACAGGCCAAGGUGGAGAAGACUGUGGUCCCCGAGAAUGGAGAGUGCCUGGUGGAGAGCAGGAAGAACAAAGUAUUUCAGAUCACGGCAGCGGAGGCCGUAGCAGCGGCUACCCCGACGGCUAAGUCUUCGAGCUGCAAGGAUCCCAAACAGCAAGGGGGCACGCAGGCUUCCCUCCAGGAGGAGGACCCAGAGAGGAUGAAGCACAGAAGGAAACAGAAAACUCCUAAGAAAUUUACCGGGGAGCAACCGUCCAUCUCGGGGACGUUUGGAUUGAAAGGCCUGGCAAAAGCAGAGGACAAGGCAAAGGCGCAUCGAGCCAAGAAACUGGAGGGGACCUGCAGCAUGGAUGAGCUGAAAAAGAAGCCUCCAGGAGCUGGUGUGAAAAGGGAGGCCGUGGCGCAUUUAUCCUCAGCAAACCCAGAGGACCAAUGGCAGCGGGAGAUCAAUGAGAAAGGAGAAGUUGCCUGCCCUACGUGUGGCGUUAUAACCAGGAAAACCAUUGUUGGGCUCAAAAAGCACAUGGACGUCUGUCAAAAACUGCAGGAUGCUUUGAAAUGUCAACACUGCAAAAAGCAGUUCAAGUCCAAAGCCGGGCUCAACUAUCACACCAUGGCUGAGCAUGUCAACAAGCCUGGUCCUGUGGAAACCGCUGGAGUUGGUGAACAGGAAGAGCGGGAAAGGCUGAGGAAAGUGCUAAAGCAGAUGGGGAAACUGAAAUGCCCCAACGAGGGUUGCACAGCCAACUUUUCCAGUCUGAUGGGGUACCAGUACCACCAGAAACGGUGUGGGAAGCAGCCCUCCGAAGUGGAGAAGCCCAUAUUCACCUGCCCACAUUGCAGGAAGAAGUAUAAAUCCAAGGCGGGACAUGACUACCACGUGCGGUCGGAGCACACUUCUUCGCCUCCCGAGGAGCCAAAGGUGAAGCCAGAGGCCAGCCCAGUAGAAGAUUUUGAAAGGACUCCUAGUGGUAGAAUCCGGCGCACAUCAGCCCAAGUAGCGGUCUUCCACCUGCAGGAGAUAGCUGAGGACGAACUGGCCAAGGACUGGACCAAACGAAGGAUGAAGGACGACCUGGUACCUGAAACUAAGCGACUAAAUUACACCCGGCCGGGGCUUCCGAAGUUAAAUCCGAGGCUGUUGGAAACCUGGAAAAAUGAAGUGAAGGAGAAAGGACACAUCAACUGCCCCAAUAACAGCUGUGAAGCCAUCUACUCCAGCGUUUCUGGCCUGAAAGCCCACCUGACUAACUGCAACAAGGGAGACCACUCGGUUGGGAAGUACCGGUGCCUUCUCUGCCAGAAGGAGUUUAGCUCAGAAAGUGGAGUCAAGUACCAUAUCCUCAAGGCUCACUCAGAGAACUGGUUCCGAACCUCUUCAGAGGCGGCCCGGAAGAAAAAGAACAGGGACCAGAUUUCCUCCAACCAGGAGGAGAAAAAGAAAAGCACAACUGGGAAGAAAAGGGGGAGGAAACCCAAGGAAAGGCCCCCAGAAAUGUCUCCGAAAGGCAAAGAGAGCUCGGCAGCAAAGACUAAUCAUAAGAAAGCCACAGAGCCCUGGGAAGGAUCCAACUGCAGCCCCGAAGGGAGAGAGAGAGGCACCAAGCUACCCACCAACAGGAAAGGGGGAGCCAGUAAGAUGCCUGAGAAAUAAGGGGUUCAGAGACUCUCUGAGGAUUAGUUUACAGGCCAGGGUAACGGGGUGGGGCCCCUCCCGGUUUUCUCUCCCCCGCCCCCUGCUCAUCCGUUUGUUUUUUUUUUAAAAAAAACAACAACAAAAAACCACUUUAAAAUCAUGGACCUUGUUUCACACUGGAAAAAAAGAAAAGACUGCGACCCUCCAUCCGUCACUCCCGUGCGCACGCCCGUACCCCUCGACUCCCCUCCACACACACGCGUGUGCACUUGUGCAUACACACGGGCUGCACAGCUCUUCCACUGACGGGUCACGUAAUGCAGCCAAACCUCUGCAAAGCGGGGACCCCCCUGCUGACCGUUCCCUUCAAAUUCUGUGCGCUGAACUGGUGAUGCUUGAGCAAGAGGAAAGUGCAAUAGAGGCGGAGCGUAAAGGCGUUUUAUUUGGGAUUGCUUGUCGGAUUACCGUGCCAGCAUAGGAACCUGAUUGGUUUCUUUUUGGGUGGGGCAGGGGAGGGAGGAAAAUGAUCUUUUAGACACCGUCUGUACCACGCCCACAAACGGUGCGACAGCCUGUGGCUUGUUAGUUGCGAUGACCUAAGGGCGGAGUUGAAGAGGUGUCUCCAGUGACUAGGCUUCGCCUACCCGUUGCAGUGGCUGGUGAGGCUUAGAAAAUGCCAGUCCCGAAGCCAGAUGCAGAACAUGGUUAUAGCCAGAAUCCAAAGCAUAGCGCCCUUAGGAAAGAUUUUGGGUUUGUAAGGCAAGCUGGUGCCCCGUGGUACCCACAGUUAGUCCACUUGGUUUCUAUGAAUGAUGCUCGUGCUGUAGCUCGGAAGCCCGCCUGUCGAUUUCAAAAGAUGUCGUGGGUCCGAGCGUUUAACCCAUGGUCUGUUGGUUUCAUGGCCUGGCCGGUGUAUUGGGCGUGGUUUCUUCUCCGCCGUCAGGGUAAGCAGGUGUGGUGACCAUACGUAGCGGUGCGUUCGCCGUAGCACAAGGAGUUUGUCUGUUUUGGCCGUUGUCGUUCACAAGCAGCAAAGAAUGCUCAGCGAGGCCAGAAACAUGCCUGUGGGGCAUGAGAAAAAGAUCAUGACUGUCACUUGUGACUCCAGCGAAAGUCCACUGGAGCAGCAGGUUCUCAGCACCUUUGGAAAUCAGGCUUAAUGAAACCAGUCCCAAGGAAGAGUUUUUUAUUGGGGGAGGGGGGGAAUUUGUUUUAUUUUUUUAACUGAAAGCUGGGCAGUUGCAAAAUUAUCUGAGCUCCGUUGCCAGAUUGAUGGGGAGAAAAACCCUCUGGAUUUUGAGAGAACUUUUCCAGACUUUUUUAAAAAAUGUACAUCAAUAUCAAAUACUGUAUCAAAUUGAUACUGAGCUAUUGGUACAAAUAGCCCGUUAGCAACAGAGCUGGGUGACUGCUGCAGAAAAUAUGCAUGGGCAUUUCUUUGAAUUCCCCCUUUCUGUGCUCGCUUUCUGCUGGCAGGAAUGUUCACUACAAGAGCAAACGCUGUGGAGGGUUGGCAGAAAGAGACUUUCAAAUUCGUGAUGAUGAGCCAUCACCCCGGACAGCUGAUUCUAAGAGUGAGGCUCAUUCAAUCAGGGGUCAGAAACAAACCACGUGACCUAUCUGUCCAAUCCAGU
Trachemys scripta elegans is the source of this 4130-nucleotide messenger RNA. RefSeq names its product zinc finger protein 512B (gene ZNF512B). Bases 319 to 2514 code for a protein of 731 amino acids. NCBI's taxonomy places the organism in Eukaryota, Metazoa, Chordata, Testudines, Emydidae. The transcript is spliced from 17 exons. The record is from RefSeq and is a predicted model, not a curated record. Gene Ontology annotation, molecular function: zinc ion binding.